Molecule: messenger RNA, 252 nt
Organism: Penicillium diatomitis
Lineage: Eukaryota; Fungi; Ascomycota; Eurotiomycetes; Eurotiales; Aspergillaceae
Exons: 1
Coding region: 1-252 (83 amino acids)
Source: RefSeq, a predicted model, not a curated record
AUGGCGAAUUUUGUCGAGGGGAGUUUAUCCGACCCCGUCCCUGCGGAUCUGAAUGGCGGCCUCGAUCCCCAAAGUGGGCGAGAAUGUUUCCAUACCUCAAUGACGAGAGAUGAAGGCAAAUCAACACUACCGGGAUAUGAAGGGAUGAGCUGGCGGGUGAAACAAUACCUCCAGCAACCCAACGCCCAGGAUGAAGUGCGCUGGCCGGGAAAGGCAGAUUUAGCCCGGCGGUUCACGACGGCUACGAUAUAA